UCGCUUAGCCAUGACUGAAAGAUGUCAAAGGAGGUUUACAGAGAAAUUUGAUCAUCAAAUUAAUAUUGUUUACGUAGGAGCUAUCAUAGGAUCGCUAGCAGUAUUAUAUUUCUACAGAUUUCACUUCGCAACGAUUGCGUUUAGCUAUGUUCUGGGAUGUGUGGCUUGUUACUACGGGCUAAAAUCGCAUAUUCUGCAUAAAUAUGUGGAACAACUGAAGUGCCAUUUCGUUAAGAAUCCUAGAAUAAUCGAACUUCAAGACGACCCUGUCAAAGUUUGUGAAACAUGUGGGUCUACGAAAUGUUCCCGGCAUGAUAGCUCAAUUACUGCUGAGCCCUGGGUGGGGCUGCAGAUACAUAAACAGCUAGACCAGGCAAUAGAAGACUUCUACAACGCAAUCCUGGACCAGUUCAUAAAUACGUGGUACAACAGGGUGACAUUGCAGCCCUUCUUUGUAGACGAGUUAAGACAUCAGCUCAGAUACGCCUCUGCCUGCCUGUUAAGAAGAGCUAUUAAGAUAAACUACUCCCGCUUCAUAACAGAGCGCCUAGUUCCGUGUGCAUUACGGCACUACACACUAUGCGCAUGCGGCGAUGGCCCGCCGGAAGGCAAACUGAGUAUACACCCGGCGGCGGCAAGCAGACGCGCUGAAUUAAGAUACUUGAGAGCUAUCACUAAUGCCAUUAUGCCAUAUUUGCUGAAGAACAAUGAGUUGCAGAACUCCGUAUUUCGCGUCCUAAUACGCGAAAUAUUCGCCGGCUGGGUGCUCCUGUCCCUGACAGACGUGCUGGCCGACCCGCAUAUCCUGAACACACUCAUCGUCCUCGCAACAGGAAACGAGACGAUGGCGCAACUCCCCACUUCGCCUAACUACAAGGUAGAGUUCCUAGAAACGUUUGUCCGUCAUACGGACUCCGUGUACGCCCAACGCGCGAAGCUCCUCCACAUAGACCUGGACUUGGUGAUCAACGACCAGGAAUACUUCUACGCCUUCAUGCAGUUCAUAAAGACCACCAGCCAUAUACAUUUGCUGCAAUUUUAUAAAGACAUCAAUUUCUCUGUGGCCGCUGAAUAA
Hyposmocoma kahamanoa is the source of this 1075-nucleotide messenger RNA. Its product is annotated as sorting nexin-14-like. The transcript has 8 exons. Gene Ontology annotation, biological process: autophagosome maturation. Gene Ontology annotation, cellular component: late endosome. The coding region runs from base 11 to 1075 and encodes 354 amino acids. NCBI's taxonomy places the organism in Eukaryota, Metazoa, Arthropoda, Insecta, Lepidoptera, Cosmopterigidae. Gene Ontology annotation, molecular function: phosphatidylinositol binding. The record is from RefSeq and is a predicted model, not a curated record.